AUGAGUGUUGACCCGCAGCCCGCGAUAGCCACCGACUGGAGCACGAGUGGAGGGUCUAGGAGCUGCCAAUACAUCUUCGUGGAGGUGGUCGCGGUUGUCAAGAAUGAUGCAAAGAACUAUAAAGUCGAGGCCACGCUCAAUAUCUACUCAGCCGUCCUAGCAGCCAACAUAUCGGAAGGCGGGCUGGUCACGCCCCCAAUCCCUUGGCCCGGAUGCCUCGUCGUUAUCGAUUCAUGGCUGAAGGUGUGCCUCAUGGCUGUCAUCCCUACGCUCACCAUGGCAGGUAUGGAAUCAUGGAUGUGGAAACGCGAAUGGCAUUCACAUGAGCCACCCACAGUCGUUUUCUUUGUGUUGACGAUGUACAAGUUCUUCGGGUCGAUUCGAGAACAAACGGGUAGACGGCUCCUCGAUGUCCUCCGUGAUCACAACAAUUUCUCGCCGAUUUUGAUGAUUCUGGUUUGGGAUGGUGGAGUUUACUUCUUCUUGUAA
Cyclocybe aegerita is the source of this 489-nucleotide messenger RNA. The record is from the annotation of a GenBank genome assembly. NCBI's taxonomy places the organism in Eukaryota, Fungi, Basidiomycota, Agaricomycetes, Agaricales, Hemipholiotaceae.